CUGGAGUCCGACCAAUCUUCGAAAGGCCAGCGGCGAAGAAAAGAAAGACGCAAUAAUGCGACUUGUACAGUUUUCGUCUUGUUACUUGGACUUACUAUUAUUUUGACAGUUAUGGAAAUGGAAAUAGAUAGUGCCAAUUCGUCCAAUACCGAUCCAAAAACGACUGAAGCUGCACGCUCCGAAGUGGUUACUGGAGCAGCGCCUCCAUCCAACACGGGAGAAGGAAACAUUUCGAAACCAACUGCACAAGUGGCUCCAACCCCGAUGCAGCAACAGCCACCUGCUCAGCCUGGACUACCAAAUUAUUCCCUCCUUAUGACGCUAAAUGGCCAUCAGAAGUCUGUAGCGUCGUUAAAAUUCUCUCCUUGUGGGAUGUAUCUUGCCUCCGCAUCUGCAGACACUACAGUACGGGUGUGGUUUGUGAAGGAUGGGAAGCCAAUGCAGACAUUGAAUGGACAUAAGAUUGGAAUAAACGAUGUAGCUUGGAGUCCAAAUUCAUUAUUUCUUGCCUCAGCUUCGGACGACAAGACAGUGCGAAUCUGGGAGGUAGAGACAGGGAAAUGCAUAAAAACGCUGAAAGGACAUACAAAUUAUGUAUUUUGUUGCGCUUACAAUCCACAAUGCACCAUGGUAGCUUCUGGAUCUUUCGAUGAGACAGUCAGGAUCUGGGACUUGCGUACGGGGCUCUGCACAAAAGUUCUCCCAGCCCACGCUGAUCCUGUAUCGGCUGUUUCCUUCAACCGGGAUGGUACACUUCUAUGCUCAAGCUCUUAUGAUGGUUUGGUACGAAUUUGGGAAACCGCAAAUGGUCAGUGUGUGAAAACCCUUGUGGAUGAUGAUAACCCACCAGUGGCAUUUGUGAAAUUCUCUCCCAAUGGG
Messenger RNA from Strongylus vulgaris, 879 nucleotides. NCBI's taxonomy places the organism in Eukaryota, Metazoa, Nematoda, Chromadorea, Rhabditida, Strongylidae. The record is from the annotation of a GenBank genome assembly.